GUCCCCACGGGCCCCGGGCGGCUCCAGCCGCCCUCUGCCCUCCGCCUUGGUGGGGGUGCUGCUUCUCCCGUGGGAGCGAUGGUUUCCCCAAACGGAGAAAACGAAACCUCAGUGGGCGGACUAGAGGGGCGACGCGGGCGCCGCCACCCGCUCCGCCGGGUUUCUGCACCUGCGGCGCUUACUCCCCCCCACCCCCGCGCGAUGGCUCGACUGAGGCCCCCAAGACUCAAAUGAGAGGCGUUGGGGUGCGGUGGGGGUCACAGUGAUGCAGGACGGCGGGGGCCGACGCGUGGGGAAGGGGAGUCCUCACCUGCCUCCGGAGGCCAAAGUGUAUUUUGACAUCCCGCCUGUCUGUAUAUACGUAUGUGUCUAGUCAAGGUGCCAUCGAGCAGUCCCAGCGAUGGAAGGUAAGCCAUUGGUGAUAUCGAAAGAGAAGACUGCAGUGGUGUGUGGGGUCCCCACCCAGGUGGUCUGUACAGCCUUCAGCACUCACAUCCUGGUGGUGGUGACCCAGUUCGGGAAGAUGGGUACCCUGGUCUCCCUGGAACCCAGCGAUGUGACCAGUGACGUCGGCAAGCCCGUGCUGACCACUAAAGUCCUCCUCGGGCAGGACGAGCCUCUCAUCCAUGUCUUCGCAAAGAAUCUGGUGGCGUUUGUGUCUCAGGAAGCUGGGAACAGAGCAGUCCUUCUCGCCCUAGCCGUGAAGGACAAGAGCAUGGAGGGGGUGACGGCCUUGAAAGAGGAGAUCCGGACGUGCCAGGUGUGGUGACUGCGGAGUAACCAGCCCUGCUGUCCAGCAGGGCCACGUGGCAACUCGGACACCCUCUCAAGGAUUUGAAGACCCUCCCUUCGUCAGGAGGAGGGGCUUUAUCUGGUUUUGGUCCUUGAAGCUGGAAGAAACAUGCACGUCUCAGGCCGACUUUGGUUUGGGGGCUGACGUCACCUGCGGAGGGAGGACGUGGAAUGUGUCCUGGGGCGUUGUGAGCGGUCCUCCCUGGGUCCACACAGUUGCACAUGUUUGAGAAUUGACGGAACGAGUCAUGGCCCUCAGCGUGCAGAUGAAUUGUUGGGGGAAAUUUUUUUUUUAUUAAAAAUAAAUGCGUAUCCCAAAAUACUUCACUGUCCUUUUUAGCAAUGCCGCCAA
Molecule: messenger RNA, 1144 nt
Organism: Physeter macrocephalus (sperm whale)
Lineage: Eukaryota; Metazoa; Chordata; Mammalia; Artiodactyla; Physeteridae
Gene: PSMG3
Product: proteasome assembly chaperone 3
Exons: 3
Coding region: 401-769 (122 amino acids)
Biological process (GO): proteasome assembly
Source: RefSeq, a predicted model, not a curated record